Messenger RNA from Megalops cyprinoides (Indo-Pacific tarpon), 2720 nucleotides. RefSeq names its product acid-sensing ion channel 4-A. The coding region runs from base 15 to 1613 and encodes 532 amino acids. Gene Ontology annotation, biological process: sodium ion transmembrane transport. Gene Ontology annotation, cellular component: membrane. Lineage: Eukaryota; Metazoa; Chordata; Actinopteri; Elopiformes; Megalopidae. Gene Ontology annotation, molecular function: ligand-gated sodium channel activity. The record is from RefSeq and is a predicted model, not a curated record. The transcript is spliced from 10 exons.
ACCUGGCUGCCCACAUGCCGAUCGAAUUUGUUUGCAAAAUCAAAUUUGCAGAGGAGGAUGAGAAGCAGAAAGGCAAGCCGGACGGGGACAGGGAGAGUCUGAUAGAGGAGAGCUGCGUGCCCCCGGCCAAGGACCUGGCUGGCUUCGCCGAGUCCUGCUCCCUGCACGGGAUCAACCACAUCUUCGUCUCGGGGCGGCUAGGGGUCCGGCAGAGCCUCUGGGCGCUCGCCUUCCUGCUGUCCCUGGCGCUCUUCCUCUACCAGGCGGCCAAGUGCGCCAUCUCGUACCUGGAGCACCCGCACGUCACGGCGCUGAACGAGGAGUCGAGCCGGGAGAUGGUGUUCCCCGCCGUCACCAUCUGCAACAUCAACCGCUUCCGCUUCUCCGCGCUCACCGACGCCGACAUCUACCACCUGGCCAACCUGACGGGGCUGCCGCCCAAAAACAAGGACGGCCACAAGCCCACCGAUUUGGAGUACCCCGCGCCCGACAUGCAGGACAUCUUCAACCGGACGGGGCACCAGCUGGAGGAGAUGCUGAAGAGCUGCAACUUCAGCGGGCAGAACUGCUCCUCCAAGGACUUCUCGGUGGUCUACACACGAUAUGGGAAGUGCUACACCUUCAACGGGAACAAGACAACCUCCAGGAAGACAAAGCAAGGGGGGAUGGGAAAUGGCCUGGAGAUCAUGCUGGAUAUUCAGCAGGAUGAAUACCUGCCCAUUUGGAAAGAGACAAAUGAGACAUCCCUGGAGGCGGGAAUCCGAGUGCAGAUCCACAGCCAGGACGAGCCCCCAUACAUCCACCAGCUGGGCUUCGGGGUCUCCCCGGGAUUUCAGACCUUCGUCUCGUGCCAGGAGCAGAGGCUCACCUACCUGCCCCAGCCCUGGGGGAACUGCCGCUCCACCGAGGACAAGAUGAUCCCGGGGUACGACACCUACAGCAUCAGCGCGUGCAGGCUGUACUGCGAGACCAGGGAGGUGCUGAGAGAGUGCCACUGCAGGAUGGUCCACAUGCCAGGGGAUGAUGAUAUCUGCACUCCCAGCAAAAUCAAAUGUGUGGACAGGGCACUGGCUGUGUUUCAGAAGAGCGCGGGGGAGACCUGUCCGUGCGAGACGCCCUGUAACCUGACCCGCUACGGCAAAGAGCUCUCCAUGGUGAAGAUCCCCAGCAGGGGCUCCGCACGCUACCUGUCCAGGAAGUACAAGAAGUCCGAGGAGUACAUCAGAGACAAUUUUCUUGUUUUGGAUAUUUUCUUUGAAGCCCUUAAUUAUGAAACUAUAGAACAAAAGAAAGCCUACGACGUUGCAGGAUUAUUAGGAGAUAUCGGUGGCCAAAUGGGCUUGUUCAUUGGAGCCAGCAUUUUGACAAUCUUAGAAAUACUCGACUAUAUCUAUGAGGUGAUCAAAUUUAGGCUGCAACGUCUGCUGAGGCCGCCGAAGGAAGAGAAAAAGAAGCAGGCGGGCAUCGUGGCCAUGGUGGGCCUGGAUGAUCUGAAAGCCAAGGAGUCUGGCGAAAUGGCGAGGAGUCACCUUGGGGAUGCCUACGCGAAAACAAUACUCCCAAACCACCACCAUCACGCGCAACAUGGAGUCUUCGAGGACUUUGCCUGCUAGAAUCGUCAGAGGUCUCUGAGGCUUCUGCCUGUGUUGGAUUUGGGCUCAAUAAUAGACCCUUGGAAGCCAGCUCUACCUUGUCAUCACUGAAAGCUACAGCCAAAGUCGAACACCAAACCUGUGCUCGUAACAGACCUCUUGUACAGAGGCACAGAACAGACACCACAGAGUGGUGCCCCAUGGGGGCUUGCACUCUUUCCCUCGUCGCCUGGGAAGCUGUCAUCUUGGCUACUCUGCGAUUUCUAUACCGAUGAUUUUUUGCUACGUGGACACUUCAGAGAAACAAGACAGGGCCGUUUGUGUGGUCUAGACCCAGUUUAUAUUCUGGAAGAAUGACCUCAUGUCUUUGUCAUGGUUUGUUUUUAUAUUUAUUUUUUAAGGUUAUUAACUAGUGGAUGAUUUUAAUCAUACCAUGUGUUAUAAUAUCCCUUGUCCCACAAAUUACUACAGCUAUGUCAAAUGUGAUGUAUCUCAAAUGUGAGAGAAAAAUAACAGGAAUUCUAUUGCUUUCCCCUGAAGAUGCCACUUUCUGUGGGUGCAGACAUUGUCAUGAAAGUUUCUGAUUUAUCAAAAGGAUUGUGACUGGGCCUAAGAAAAAAAUCUUUCCAAUGACUCCAGACAUUGUAAACAUGCAUUUCCUUCCGGUAAGAAAGCAGCAUUGCAUGCAGACAGGUCAAACCAAAAUCAAGACUGGACCAGCUGCUUUUUGCUCCCCGAUGCCGACACUUCUUAGCUAAAUAGACACAGUGCAUAAUCCACACAAACUAAUACAUUAAAAAAGAUUUACAUGCCACAUUGGCUAUAGUCAUUAUCUGAAAAUCCACAAAACUGCUAAAAACACACAAGAUGUGUAACUGCUGAGGUGGAAUGAAACCACUUAGCUGACAGACCAACACAGUGCAGUUAUACAAUACCUGUACUCCUCUCUGUGCUAGCAACCAUGGUUUUAGCCACUGGGACGUUUUAGCAGAAUUUCUGAGAAUGGCCCUGAUUUUCCCUGCUCUCAGAUAACCAGACAACAGUAUCAUUUAGCUCGUGCUGAGAUAUAUCCACUUACUCUACAUGGGCAACAGAGUAUAAAACUGCUAUUUAUGUUACCUGAGUGAG